GGGCCGCCCGCGCACGUCGCGUCACGGCCCGCACGCCGCCGCCGCCGCCGCCGCCAUGGUGCUCCGCCGGCUGCCCCGCGCCCCCGCCCCGCCGCCCCUCCCGCGCUCUCGCCCGCAGCCCGCCGCCGCCGCCGCCCGCUCCGUGGCCACUGCAGUGCCCCUGGCCCAUGAGGAGCUGGAGGGUCGCAGGGAUCGGCCACCCCUUGUCUUGCUCCACGGGCUCUUUGGCAGCCAGGGCAACUUCAAGACAGUGGCCAAGACACUGGUGCGCCGUGGUAGCGGCAAGGUGCUGACAGUGGAUGCCCGGAACCACGGCAGCAGCCCCCACAGCCCCAUGAUGACGUAUGAAGCGAUGAGUCUGGAUGUGCAGCACCUCCUGAGCCGCCUGGGCAUCACCAAGUGCAUCCUCGUAGGACACAGCAUGGGGGGCAAGACGGCCAUGACGCUGGCCUUGCAGCGGCCAGAUCUGGUGGAGCGCCUCAUCUCCGUAGACAUUGGUCCUAGCUCAACUGCCCCCGUGUCUGAAUUCUCUGCCUACAUCUCAGCCAUGAAGGAGGUGAAGGUCCCGGCAGGGCUGUCCCGCUCCGCAGCACGCCAGCUGGCAGAUGACCAGCUGCAGCCCGUGGUCAAGCUCCCACAGCUGAGACAGUUCCUCCUCACCAACCUGGUGGAGGUGGAGGGCCGCUACGUGUGGCGGGUGAACCUGGAGGCCAUUUCCCAGCACCUGGCAGAUAUCAUGAACUUCCCUCUCUUCCACAAGCCCUAUCCUGGUCCUGCACUCUUUUUGGGAGGGUCCGACUCGCCCUAUAUCAGCUCCAGAGACUACCCAGAGAUCCAACGCCUCUUCCCCAAGGCAGAGAUCCAGUACAUUAAAGGUGCAGGCCACAUAGUCCAUCAGGAUAAAUUUGAAGAUUUCAUCACUGCUGUCCUCAGUUUCCUGCCAUAGAUGUAGCACUGGGGACCAGGCUUUCUGCAAGGACCAUGUGGAUCCUGAGGAGCUCUGGGCAGUGACACAGGGCUCAGGCUCUGUGGAUGGUGUCAGCUGGGACUGGCUGUCCUCAGUGCAGUCUGAUCCUGCCUCAAGACCUUCUCCCAUCCUGGUUCUCCUGCAGCCAGAGCAGAGAGGCCCCUGCAUCCUGCUGAGAUCUCCUGCCACCUCACAGGGACAUGGGAUGGCACUGGCUCAGGGCACUGUACUGCCAGCACAGGGCUGUCAGGCAUGGAGCGGGGAGGAGAGUCCUCUUGUUUUCCUGUUGCCAGACCCUUUCAUGGAUCUGGCUGUGACUUUGCAGAACAAGCAAUAAAGCUGAAUCUGUGUCAAGGCAGAA
Oenanthe melanoleuca is the source of this 1328-nucleotide messenger RNA. RefSeq names its product abhydrolase domain containing 11 (gene ABHD11). NCBI's taxonomy places the organism in Eukaryota, Metazoa, Chordata, Aves, Passeriformes, Muscicapidae. The transcript has 6 exons. Bases 56 to 946 code for a protein of 296 amino acids. Gene Ontology annotation, cellular component: mitochondrion. The record is from RefSeq and is a predicted model, not a curated record.